AUGAUUGCUGGUAAAAGAUACGAAAGUCCUUAGGUUGAUAUAUGGAGUUCAGGUGUCAUUUUAUUUGCUUUAUUAUGUGGUUAUUUACCUUUUGAAGAUGAAAAUACAUCUUCUUUAUAUAAAAAAAUAUUAAGUGGUGAUUAUUAGAUACCAAAUUUUGUAUCUUAUGAUGCAAAGGAUUUACUUUAGAAAGUUUUAAAUGUAGAUCCUUAAAAAAGAUAUAAAUUCGAAGAAAUAAAAAAUCAUAAAUGGUUUAAUUUACAUAAAAGAGAAUAUAAAAUGUCCCCAGGAAUUAUUAUUGGAUAUAAUUAAAUUCCUAUAGAUUAUGAUAUUGUAGAAGAGUUAGUUUAAUAUUAAAUAGAUAAAGAACAUUUAAUAAAUUCUUUGGAAGCAAAUAAGCAUAAUCAUAUAACUACUUCUUAUUAUUUACUUUUAAAAAAACAUUUCUAUAGUGGAACUCAUUCUAAAGCUGAUAUUAAUUCCUCAAAAUUCGAUAAUUCUAUAAUUGAACCUAAAAAAAAUCCUAAUAAUGGUAAAAUUUUUAUUAUUAUUAUUAUUAUUUUAAUAAUAAUAAGAUUAAAAAUAUUCAAAUAAUUAUCUAAAUAGAUUAAUUAAUGA
Molecule: messenger RNA, 618 nt
Organism: Ichthyophthirius multifiliis
Lineage: Eukaryota; Ciliophora; Oligohymenophorea; Hymenostomatida
Product: protein kinase domain protein
Exons: 1
Biological process (GO): intracellular signal transduction; protein phosphorylation
Cellular component (GO): cytoplasm
Molecular function (GO): protein serine/threonine kinase activity; ATP binding
Source: RefSeq, a predicted model, not a curated record